Messenger RNA from Rotaria socialis, 2484 nucleotides. NCBI's taxonomy places the organism in Eukaryota, Metazoa, Rotifera, Eurotatoria, Philodinida, Philodinidae. The record is from the annotation of a GenBank genome assembly.
AUGAGUACUCGAAGUCGAAGAAUUGUCCGGUCAAAAAGUCGAUCAAGAAAUACGAUAAACUCACCAACACCUACCAGAAGUCGUAUACGUCUAAACAGCGCACGUGAUAACAGUUUACCGUAUGGGUCAUUCACGCGCCAUCACAGUAGUAAUGAUAAUGAAUUACCUUCGUCAACACCAAGACAUUCAAAUAAUAACGAAAACGAUUUAAACAAUGAACCUAUUUCUGAAUUUCAUUUAUCUGAAUCUGUACAGGUGCAACAACAGGUUCCGGAUGAUCAAAACAAUGAUCGAUUGCCACAAAACAGAUCGGACAGUACUGUUAGUGUCGAAGCUAAUAUUACUGAAUCAAGUUUUACUCCUGCCACAUUGAUCACCAGUUCUGCUGAAAAUGUUCCUUUAAAUGAUAAUACUAAUGCAACGUUAACAGUGAUUCGUUCCGAUCGUAAUGUUACAAAGAAUACUACAAACAAUGCCGAUGUUUUAAAGCUGUUUGAUUUAAUAUCGAAGGGAGUUUAUCGUUGCAAAAUUUGUCAACAAGAAUUAAAAAAAGAAUACCUUUAUCCGUCUCAAAAAGUAAUUUACACAGUAAAAGAAAAUCCUAUUCCAACUGAGCUUAAAAAGCAAUUAGAUUCUGCACUUGUUUCUUGUAUAAUUAAUGAUUCUCGUUCAUUUGAUGACUUUCGAAAAAAUGGAAUGCGGCAAUGUCUUUCAAUAGCGGUUCCAGGCUAUAUUCCACCACAUCGAUCAACCAUCAAAAGAAAAAUCGUUGAUCUUUAUCGACAUCAUCGUGAUUUAUUAAGACUCGUAUUGGCAAAACCACCUGAAAUCGCGCUUACUUCAGAUGUUUGGAGAAACAGCAAUGAAACUUACUUUAUUUGUUUAACAGCUCAUUUUUUUGAUCACCAAUACAAAUCUAUUUCUCUUACAAUUGGCUUUCGUCAACUGAUUGGUAGUCAUAUAGCUGAACGACUUCGUAAAUAUAUAUUACAUGAGUUGAAUACGUUACAAAUUCAAAAUAAAAUUUGUUCGAUUACAACUGAUAAUGCGUCGAACAUUAUUUGUACUACUGAAAAUGAACCAUGUUUUGGCACAAGGUUCUCGUGCCUUGCGCAUGACUUAAAUUUGAUUAUUCAAGAUGCACUCCAUUUGCAUGACAAAAAAAAUUAUGAUCAUAAUCGAACAACAUCAUCCCACAACAGCCAACGCUUUAUCGAUGCAGUAGUUUGUGAUGAAGAUGGUGACGAUUAUUCAAGUUCAGAUGACGAUGAAGAUGAAGAAGUACCAACAAAUUCAAACAACAAUAAUGUGGACCAUGAUGAAGAGAAUCUUGACGAUAGCUUCGAUGAUGAAACUGAGAUGCAACAACAUCAAGAUAUGAUUUCAACUGAUGAUGCUUUAAUGAAUGCACGUCAUUUGGUGAAUCGAGCUCGUCAUUUUGCUAAAUUAACUCGUCGUAAACACUUGAUUCAUGAUUAUUUCAAGCGAGAAGCGAAAGCCAAAAAAUUAGCUGGUAAUGGAUUAAUUCUGGAUUGUAUUAUUCGAUGGAACUCGUCAUUUUACAUGAUUGAUCGUUUUAUUAAUUAUAAAAUUGUAAUUAAUGACGUUACAAAAAAUCCACGUAUUAUUGCACCUGAAAUAUCAACAUCAAUGAUUUUUUGCCUUAAACAACUGGCAUUUUGUUAUGAAGAGUGGGAAAUCUUGAUGGCUCUUCGUAAUGUUUUAUCCAAGUUUGAAGAAGCAACAAGACUUAUAUGUGGAAAAAAAUAUCAAACUCAUUCGAUUGGUUAUUUGGUACUGGUUGGACUUGAACAUCACUUGACUCAAUCAAUACCUAGUGGUCAACAAGCUCAUAUUGAAUUAAUUUUUCGCAAAAGUUUAUAUGAUGCUUACUGUUAUCACGUAGCUGACAAAGUCAGUUCUAUUCAGAAAAAAUCAAUGAUGAUUGCGUGUUUCCUUGACCCACAGACACAUCAUUCGAUGAAUGAUAAUGAUAAAUAUGUAGCUCAACAGCACAUUAUCGAUGAAGCUCGAAGUCGAAAUAUGUUUCAUAAAGCAGUUCCAUUAGUGAACGAUUCGUCGAAUACAAUUAUUUCAAAUUUAUCAAAUGGCAAUUUGAACAAAAAAGAUAAUCAAUUGAACAGUUUUUUGACUGGAUGUGGUCUACAAACUCUUACAAUUUCUUCUAUCAAUAGUCAUCCAAAUCGAACAAUUCACGAAGAAAUAGCUUGUUACAUAGAUAAAGUUAAAACAUUUACAUCAUUUGAAGAAUUUUGGAUGGCAAACGAAACGGUACUUUCGAAUCUUUCAAGAUUUGUUCAGUCGUUUAAUAUACGACCAACCACAUCAGUACCGAGUGAAAGUUUGUUUAGUGUUGCUUCAUACGUAAAUCGUAAACAACGUUGUUCAUUAUCAGCCGAUACCCUUCGUUAUUUAAUGACUCUUCGUGAUGCUGAAUUAGUAGCAGGUUUAAUUAAAAUUUAG